Messenger RNA from Aspergillus alliaceus, 5015 nucleotides. RefSeq names its product putative TMEM1 family protein. Gene Ontology annotation, biological process: early endosome to Golgi transport; intra-Golgi vesicle-mediated transport. Lineage: Eukaryota; Fungi; Ascomycota; Eurotiomycetes; Eurotiales; Aspergillaceae. The record is from RefSeq and is a predicted model, not a curated record. The transcript is spliced from 4 exons. Gene Ontology annotation, cellular component: TRAPPII protein complex. The coding region runs from base 125 to 4399 and encodes 1424 amino acids.
CGGCGAGCUCAGGACCAUUCCGCAUUUCUGGCUGCUUUCUUCCCGUGAGGAAUUCUGUAUUGCUCUAACGGCAUGCUUCUUGGGAGCUAGCCGUCCCUCACAGCCCGAAACGCCCUCGGGAAACAUGGAUCCCUCAUCGCAGGCGUGCUCAAGCAGUGUCACCGUGGAAUAUACUGAUCCCUCGGGCUUGUUCCCCCUCGUCCAACCGGUUCUUGCAAAAAGACUACCCUUGAAGAACCUCCACUGGAAGUCGCCUACCCGCCCCGUUCGGUCCAUCGAAUCGCUCCGCAUCGGCUUCGUCCCUGCCCAGAAUGAGGCCAACGAGCGCGAAUCCUCCGGUGAUAGCGCGGUGCCGCAUCGACGUCACCAAAUUCCCGGCCUCCGCCAGACUCCCUACCUAAAGAUCUUCCUCUUACGAUGCGACGAUAAUGACACCUACAAGUCGACCACUAGGAAAGCAUUGCGCGACUGGAUCAAAUCCCAUGCUUCUAUGUCGCAGUCUACCACGAGCCAGGAGAAACACGACGCCUUUGAAUGGAUAAUACUUCAUGUUGUGCAGGAUGGAGAUGGCACGGAAAAGACGGCGCCAUCCUCCAAAUGGGGUCGCACCACUACGGUAUUGGAGAAGGUUAAGGCAGACUUCAAUGGCACUUCGAAGUCGGCCGUGGACCGGGUGGCUCAGCUACGACUUCCGAAGCAAGGGACUACGCAGAAGAAUCCGGAUCUGGUUGACCAGUUGGAGGACUUGAUCGAGAAGGUGAAAAAUGGCAUUCUGGCAUCUUUCGACCUUCGUGUGGCUCAAUACGAGGAGGAUAUCAAGGAGAAGGAUUCCCAACGCAGGUUACCCGGAUGGAACUUCUGCACAUUUUUUAUCCUGAAGGAGGGGCUUGCGAGAGGCUUCGAAAAUGUGGGGUUGUUUGACGAUGCGCUCCUUGGAUACGAUGAACUCUCAAUCGGGCUGGAUGCUGCAGUUGAUGAGCAGCUUGAAGGCACGGGGGAGCAGCAUGGUAGCGCCUUUCUGAUGUACACUGAGGAUUGGCAGAAGAAGGCCAUGGCAGCUUUGGAUACCCCGGCAGUGCCAAAGAACGAGGAGGACGAAGAGUCAAAACCCAUUCCAAAACUUGAUGCCGAGGAUUUCCCCAUUGACUCGAACAAAAAGGCCUACCGGGAGAUGAUCCUAGCGAGCAAUAUCUCUAUCUUUGAUUUCCGCACCUACAUCUUCUCGCGACAAAUAACCCUACUUCUCAGGGGCGCGAAGGCGCCCUCGUUGCUCAAUAAGGAGUCCGAAAUCGGUCAAACACCGGUAAAUACAAACAAGAAGCCUGAAAAUCUGAUGUUACUGUCCGAGGUCUGCGAAAGGGCGACGGAGUUCAUCAGCUUUGCUGCGCGUGAUCUCAGAUGCGACUUAGAAUCAGGUCUCGCUGAUGUAGACCAUACCGCAAAAUCGGAGGUGAUCGACAAUUUGGUGUCAUCCUGGGCUUACGCUGCUGUGUCACAGAUUCUUUCUCAGACGUCCACUCCGACGCUCACUCUCCCAGAAUCCUCUUUGCAUGCUAUUAGUGCCUCCAGGGAUACUGCUACAGAAAGUAGGCCAGAUUUGCCCAAGCGCUCCAGUUCACUAGUGAGCGUACCCAAAACCCGGCCCGCUCGCUCCAACACGGAUAUUCUUCCUCCAGAUGCGCUGUCUUCCGUCCAUUCUCAGCUAGGUCACAAUGGACCAAAACUCACGCUCGCUCCAGCUGUCAAGACUGGGUCCGAGCAGUUGGCUUCUGCGAGAGGAGAGUUGCUUCUCAUGGCCCGACGGGUGUUGGAAGAAAUUGCUGGACGCUGUGGGUGGAGGGAGAAGUGGGAUGAUCUCGGUCUCCUGUUCGAUAGUGAAAGCGCUGGCAAUAAUGAUAUGACCGAAGUAUCUUUAGACUCUGAGACACCGCAGCCUGCCGAAAAGCUUCAGGUAACCCAUUGCCUCUCAGGAAUCGCCCUGCCCAGCUUGAAGGCUGCUCUGCGCUCUAGGAAAUCCUUCCGAUCACACUUUGAAGAGCUUACAGAUGACAUGUAUCGUCAUCAUAUCACUGCCAAUCGUACCUAUUCCGCUCAGAUGGCUCUUGCAGACAUGGCCCUAGUACGGUACCGGCAGAGCGAUUACGGCGCGGCGGCUUCCUAUUUCCAUCAAAUCACACCCUUCUAUGGUAGCAAACAAUGGACUAUCCUAGAGGGCGUGAUGUUAGAGAUGUAUGCGCGAUGCUUGAAGGAGCUGCAACGGAGCGAGGAGUAUGCUCGGAUGUCCCUUCGGCUCCUUUCGAAAUUCGCCAUCCAUAAGCAGUCGAGCUUGUCAAUCAGACAAAAGACCCUUGAUGCAUCAUCAAUCUUUACCGAGGAGGAACUAGUGUCUCAAUAUGUCGAGGAGCUGUUCCAGGUAUCUAGCGCGCUACAGAAGGAGGUUUCGGCUCCUUUGACAGACUUUUUUGCAGACUUGCAUGUCAACCCUGCUAUUAUUCAUUACAAGGAUAAAGAUGGAUUCCAAUUACAGCUCUCUUUACGAUUUCUCUUGGGGAAGCGAAUUGAGGUUGACUCGAUGAAAAUCCGGCUUGUCGGAUCCGGGGGUAGCCAGAGCAACGAGUAUUGGCUGGAGUUGUCCUCCAAGACAACUAUUAAGUCGUCGUCGACGAGGGUCCUAGUUGAUUCUUCGAUGACCCUACAAGGGAAAUAUUAUGUUGACCGGGUUGAGGUGCGAGCCGGCAGCAUUUUAUUCACGUCUGGGACUGGGAAGCAUUCAGCCCUCCCCUUAGGAUUCAGAGAAGCGGUGGAUGUCGAAGAAGACAGUCGGCCAUAUAUCUACUGCUAUCCGGCACCCGAGGGACUUCAGGCGAAGAUCGUGUCGCCUCAUCUGGUCAAUCUUGAGGAAAUGCGGACUCUGGAAUUAGAACUUAGGACCGGAUGGAACGAUAUCAAGACCGCUACUGUUCGGGUUAGGCCCGCCACCGCAGGACUUCGACUGAGAAUUGCCGAGGCGGAAGCAGUGGAAGGGGACGUCAAGAUCAACGCCAACAGCGAGACAGGGCAUAUUGAGGUCUGUCAAGUAGGACCGAACUCUUUCGUCCGGUUCCGAAUUCCUUAUACGGUGGAGGAGCAUCAUCCGAUGCUUUCUGCACGAGCGGAGGUUAAUUAUGAGACGCCGCACGGACGAUUCUCCUACUCCUCUCUGCAUAGCAUUGUCUCGGGCUUGCCCAUCAGCGUCAAUGUCCAGGACACCUUCAAGGACAAGAUGCUAUUCUCCCGAUUUACAGUCAGCCCGGCCAUGAUGAUCCCUCUCAGGAUCCUCAAAUGUAGUAUACCGGAUUCGGAUAUUUAUCAAGUUCAAUCUAAUCUCAGCGACUCGGUUGCGCUCAACGUCUUCCCCAAGCAACCGGCAUCGUUACUCUACAAGAUCCAGCAGCGAGACGAUGGCGUAAUCUCCCCUGGUUCGAGGCGCUCACUUCGUCUCAGCGUUGAUUUCACCUGUGUGGAUGACGAAUAUCUGGACGCGAUCGAGAAGACCUUCCAGGAAAGCAUCGCGGCCAGCGAAUAUCAGCGAUACACUUCGCUCCUAACAUCGCACAUAGUGGACGCGUUUCGCGCAGGGUUGUCGACCUCUGACAUGGAGGUCAUCGGGCUCGUCCGAGAGGUGGAAAUGUUACCCUAUGCCACUAUCAAGUGGGAAGCACUUCUGAAUGCAUUGAGGGAGCCACUGGACGGAUUGAAAGCUUGGCUCCAAGAGUGGCACCAGAAUCACCCUAUCAUCCGUCUGCCGGAUCAGCCCUCAAUCCCCAGGAGACACAUCAUCAUCCCCGUGGACAUCCCCGAGAUUCAAGUGGUACAUACAGCCGAGCUGCGACUCUGCAACCUAGCCGACCAACCCCCACACGCCGCGGUCGGGCAGAUGAUCGCAGCAGAACUUAGCCUACGUCAUACACGCAGGUGGUGUUCGCCCGAGAAUCGCGAGAGCGCCGGCGGACCGCUGGAGUUCUCGUACGAAAUUCACGCGAACCCCGAGCUCUGGCUGGUGGGCGGUCGGCGACGAGGCAAUUUCACCGCAGACGAAGGCGAGACUAAAACCUUUGCGGUGAUGCUUCUUCCGCAAAAGGCCGGCCGUCUCCUUCUCCCGGGACUCGAGAUCAAAACGUUCGUGCCCGCGUCCGCGGCAUCAUCUACGAACGCCGCCACCGUCACAACCACCGCAGCAGCCGGAGCAGCACCCAUCCUGCAACGACGACAGAUUGCCUGCGAAAUCGACUACCGCAACCACGGGGAAACCGUACUCGUCCUGCCGAAUCUACGAAGUACAACUGUCAGUCUCAGUCUGUCGGGGGGGAAUCACGGCGCCGCAUGGUUAAUCGAAUCGGAGCGACGAAUGCUGGCAUAAAACACCCUCACUAAACGAGUACAUUAUGGUAAAGUAAAUAGUAGACGAGACGCCACUACCUAAUCAUAGACGGUUCCAACCAAUGAAUAAAUUAAACCAAUAAAAUAAAGCCAAAAUCCAAACCAAACCAAAAGUAAUGUCCCACGCAAAUCCCGUCCUACCAACCAUCAAAUCACGCAAAGUGUGUACAUACCAUAGAUACAAACAGCCCUUGAAACUUUCAAAAUCCCCCACAUACAACCUGAAAGCAAAAAAACCAAACCCAACAUGGUUCCUCCAUCCAGAGUUACAAUCCCGAAAACGGUCUAGUGCGCCCCAGGACAAAUCCUCUCCGCCCCACCGGAUCCAACCUCAACAAAAUUCGGGGCGCCCCAACAGAACUUUGCUUACUAGCCACGGAUUGUUCGAUUUGUUCGAUGUGGCUUCUUUCUCUCUUUUCUGUCUUCAUGGUUUAUUUUAUUUAAUUGUUUUUUUUUUCCUGGGGAGGGAAGUUGGGUCAUGUGACUUGCGUUUUGUUUGGUUAUGAGUUCUAAUUGUUUUCCUUAGGGUUGUAGAUAGAGAUAUAGAGUGAUGGAUGUUUGACCUUUUUUUUUUUUAUUUUUUUAUUUUCUUUUUU